Molecule: messenger RNA, 1098 nt
Organism: Colletotrichum navitas
Lineage: Eukaryota; Fungi; Ascomycota; Sordariomycetes; Glomerellales; Glomerellaceae
Exons: 1
Coding region: 311-535 (74 amino acids)
Source: RefSeq, a predicted model, not a curated record
AGCGAUAGCUUCUGAGUGGUACCUUGGUCGUUGUUUAUAUACCACUUUGAUUUUGGCCAGUUCCUGCAUCCUAGUUAGGCACCGGCUGUGCCACGCUUCGUGUUCGCCGUGGCAUGCGGCGCACUUCCGGGGUGUAGCCGUGUUACUUUUCGAGGGGCACUCUUGGGUUAUAUGUUCUUGCGCACAGUAGCCAUAUGUUAUUGUUGCCUUGCACUAGGUUCCUAUAUGGCUGUAUGCGUGGCAUCUGAAGCAUUAUCUUAGAUGGCACUGUCUAUUGUAUUGUUUGCAUUAGAAAACCUUACUUCACUAGAUGAGUCCUUUAUUAAUAAGUUUAUUAGCAUCCUCUACCUUAUCAAACUUAAUAAUAAUAGAUAAGAUAGACUUUAUAGUAGAGGAUCUAGUUAACUAUUUAAUGUAUUUAAUCUCUGCAGUGGGGAUAAAGGCUUUAUUAUCCUGCAGUAGUUCAUCUCAGAGUUCCAUAAAGAGUUCCAUAUCUAUUAAACUAGUUUGUAUACCAUAUACUAGAAUUCCAUAGGUUAGGAUCCACACCAUAGCACUAUUGCCUAUUCAGUGUUCCCAGUCCUCCGCGAACUGUUAUAUCUGAGGUAGUGGCUGUUUUGAUACUCAGGUCGCCACUUUUCAGUUAAUUCGCAGACACAGUCUUUAGUUUACAGAUGUGCUCAUUACUGCUCUGUUCAAUGGCGCAGUCUAUGUGCACCUUGAGGUUACAGGUGUUCAUGGCUCUAAUACUAGCAAUAGUGAUAAGAUCUCUAAUGUUUAUAAUGACCUCACGUAGGAUUUAAAUUUAGAACGGUCUUUAGUUCUGUAAGUUAUGCAUGCUUACUAUAAGUCCUCCUCUGGUGGCUACACUGGCAUAAGACUGUGCGGCGCUCCCCUGAUUCAUCGGCCCUAGUGCUUGUAUAUCCCUCACCAUCUUAACAAUCAGCUCACUAGCUUUCAGUGCCUCCUUAGCGGCUGUGUUAGUGUCCUUGUUAGUGUUAGUAUUCUCCUUGAUUUCAGCUGUGUUUUACUGGAUUACGAUUCUAAUACUACUCGUGGUUCAGGUAGUAUUCUCAUCCUUUUACUAUAAUAAAGGGG